AUGCUUCACCGCUUCUUUUCAAGGGUGCUAGCUUGUUUCAAACCAACUAAGUUUUCUGUAGCUGUUCAUGUGGACAAUGCAAGCAAGUCAUUUGAGCAGGGGUGUUUGCUGGAUGUUAAGGGAUACUACUGUGGAGAGAAGAGCCACCAAGCGCUUGGAAUGGGUGGAUUUGUUGUCUACCAAAACUUUCUCAAGACUUCGGACUGUGGCUCGCCUAGAUCAACACUCAAGUGCUGGAAAGAUGAAGAUGAAGAAGAGUAG
Lathyrus sativus (Indian pea) is the source of this 261-nucleotide messenger RNA. The record is from the annotation of a GenBank genome assembly. NCBI's taxonomy places the organism in Eukaryota, Viridiplantae, Streptophyta, Magnoliopsida, Fabales, Fabaceae.